Molecule: messenger RNA, 681 nt
Organism: Ascochyta rabiei
Lineage: Eukaryota; Fungi; Ascomycota; Dothideomycetes; Pleosporales; Didymellaceae
Exons: 1
Coding region: 1-681 (226 amino acids)
Source: RefSeq, a predicted model, not a curated record
AUGUGUCCACCAGCCGACCUUGCAGCAGCUAAAAGCACAUCAGCGCGCUCGAGAGGAGUCUCCAUGCACACCAUUCCCCAAACACCCAUUUCCCAAACUGCGUUCGAGCACGCCUCAACUCUACUAGCGCCAUCGAUACUCAGUCAUAGUAUGCGGGUCUAUCUGUAUGCCAAAGCUCUUGCCGAACAUUCGGCAUCCCUCUAUGCGACAGACGCGGCAAAGCACGACCUGCUUUUCACUGCAUGCUUAUUCCACGACAUCGGCACGAGCGACGAGUACGACGGAUCCCAGCGUUUUGAGGUAGAAGGGGGUGAUGCGGCGGCGAAGCAUCUGGGCCAGUUUGACGUCAGCCAAACAGACAAGCACGACGUCUGGACAGCCAUCGCUUGCCACACAAGUCCUCAGAUUGCAGAGAGAAUCGGAGAGUUGUCGAGGCUGGUCAGACUUGCUGUGAUUACUGACUUUGGGCGCAAAAGUACGGCCUGGGAUGUAUUGGUGCCCUUGAGGGAGCGUUUAGAAAAGGAUUUCGAAAGAGACGAGAUUGAGAAGGCUCUGGGUGAUGCCGUUGUACAGCAAGCGAAGAGACUUCCAGAGAAGGCGCCAAUGGUCUCUUGGCCCGGAGUCAUGUACAGAGCCCACCUAGCGGAGCCUGAUUGGAGUGGAGUGAACAAGAUGUUCUGA